Phyllostomus discolor (pale spear-nosed bat) is the source of this 7843-nucleotide messenger RNA. RefSeq names its product shisa family member 6 (gene SHISA6). The transcript is spliced from 7 exons. Lineage: Eukaryota; Metazoa; Chordata; Mammalia; Chiroptera; Phyllostomidae. Gene Ontology annotation, biological process: regulation of AMPA receptor activity; regulation of short-term neuronal synaptic plasticity. Gene Ontology annotation, cellular component: AMPA glutamate receptor complex; postsynaptic membrane; dendritic spine membrane. Bases 476 to 2128 code for a protein of 550 amino acids. The record is from RefSeq and is a predicted model, not a curated record.
GGCGGGGAGCCGGUGGCUGGUGGCUCCCGACUCGCUCGCUGCGGUCGCUGCGCUCCCGCCUGGCCGCCGCCUCUGCAGUCACAGCCGGGCAUGGACCUGCUCGGACGGGACCACGCCGCCGCCUCCCGGAGCUGCGCUUCGGGUCCUGCCUAAGCCAAGCCGAGCGCCGGGCUGUGCCGCUGCCGGCGGGGGAUGGGGCUUCCCGGGAGGCGCGCCGAGCCCGCAGGGGGAGCGCAGAGCCGGCACGCUGCGUGAGAGGAGCAGAGCAGCCCGUGCCGGGCCGGUCUGUGCGGUCUGUGCGCACGGCGCGCCCCCGUCGCCGCUGCUGCCGCUCGCGCCUCGAUGGCGCUGUCGCUCCGGUGCCACUGACUGCCCCGCGCCGCCAGUCCGGCCCGCGCGGCCGCCCUCGGAGCUCGCCGGCCGGGGGAGCGGCCUGCCGUGGAAGCUUACCCGCGCCCUCCCGCCCGGCCCCGCCAUGGCGCCGCGGCGCCUCCUGCUGCUGCUGCUGCUCUCGCUGGAGUCCCUGGAUCUGCUGCCCGGCGCCCGCGCCGCCCGCGGCCGCGCCGCCAACCGGACCCUGAGCGCCGGAGCAGCUGCCGUCGGGGGCCGGCGUCCCGGGGGCGCCCUGGCCCGCGGCGGCCGCGAGCUGAACGGCACCGCCCGGGCGUCCGGCGGCCCGGAGGCGGGGAGCCGGCGGGAACAGCCCUCGGCGGCGGUGGCGGCGGCCAGCGCGGCCGUCACCUAUGAGACGUGCUGGGGCUACUACGACGUGAGCGGCCAGUACGACAAGGAGUUCGCGUGUAACAACAGCGAGAGCGGCUACCUGUACUGCUGCGGCACCUGCUACUACCGCUUCUGCUGCAAGAAGCGCCAUGAGAAGCUGGACCAGCGCCAGUGCAACAACUACCAGAGCCCGGUGUGGGUGCAGACGCCCAGCACCAAGGUGGUGUCGCCGGGGCCCGAGAACAAGUAUGACCCGGAGAAGGACAAGACCAACUUCACCGUCUACAUCACCUGCGGGGUGAUCGCCUUCGUCAUCGUGGCCGGCGUCUUCGCCAAGGUCUCCUAUGACAAGGCCCACCGCCCUCCGCGGGAGAUGAACAUCCACAGGGCUCUGGCUGACAUCUUGAGACAACAGGGACCAAUCCCCAUAGCACACUGUGAAAGAGAAACGAUCUCAGCUAUCGAUACCUCCCCCAAAGAGAACACACCAGUCAGAUCGUCCUCCAAAAACCACUACACCCCUGUGCGCACGGCCAAGCCAACUCCAGGACAUUAUGGGAAGGAUGCUUACCGAAGUGGAGGAGCUGAUCUCCAUAACUUCAUCUCAUCUGGAUUUGUCACAUUAGGAAGAGGACACACGAAGGGUGAUCGUCAGUAUAACCAUCCGAUUUUAAGCAGUGCUACCCAGACCCCUACCCAUGAGAAGCCACGGAUAAACAACAUCCUGACAUCAGCCACUGAGCCCUAUGACCUGUCGUUCUCCCGCUCCUUCCAGAACUUGGCCCACCUACCCCCAUCCUACGAGUCUGCAGUGAAGUCCCACCCCAGCAAGUACUCGUCCCUGAAGCGGCUAACUGACAAGGAGGCUGAUGAGUAUUACAUGAGGAGGAGGCACCUGCCCGACUUGGCCGCCCGUGGCACCCUCCCCCUCAAUGUCAUCCAGAUGUCCCAACAGAAGCCCUUGCCUAGAGAGAGACCCCGGCGGCCCAUCCGUGCCAUGUCACAGGACAGGGUGCUGUCCCCGGCGCGGGGCCUGCCAGAUGAGUUCAGCAUGUCCUUCGACCGAAUCCUGUCUGAUGAGCAGCUACUGUCCACGGAGCGCCUGCACUCCCAGGACCCGCUGCUGUCCCCAGAGCGGACGGCCUUCCCCCAGCAGGCCCUGUCCAGGGCCCUCUCGCACACAGACGUCUUUGUGUCCACACCCAUGCUGGAACGCUACCGCAUGACCAAGAUGCACUCCCAUCCCAGUGCCUCCAGUAACUCCUAUGCCACGCUGGGCCAGAGCCAGACGGCGGCCAAGCGCCAGGCCUUCGCCUCGCGCAGACACAACACGGUGGAGCAGCUGCACUAUAUCCCCGGCCACCACACCUGCUACUCAGCCAGCAAGACCGAAGUGACCGUGUGACCACUUGGACAGGGCCAGGCACCUGGCAGAGCUGGGCAGGGACAGGAGGGGCCUAGAGCAGAGCUUCGAGCCCUGUGUCUCCCUUACCUUGCCCCUCUGGAGGAGGAGGGGGGUGGGCUGUCUUUGUCCAGAAAGCCAUACUCCCCAGAAGGAUGCAACCCAGUGGCCCUGCAAAGCCUCUCAGACUGGGACCUAGAGCAAUCACUCUCUCCCAGGAGAGUCAAAGGGAGUGAGCAGAGUGGUAGGCCAACCUCACCCCUGCUGCCAUCACCAACUCCCUUUCAGUUCCAUGUCCUCUCUCCCCUUCCUGGGCUCAGCUGCAGGUCACUCAGCCAAGAGUCCCUGGCCUAUCCCUGGCCUGACCCUGGUCUGAAGCUGCCCUGGGUUUGAGUUGGCCAGCAGGUGCGGUCAGCGGGCUGACAGAGCAGGCUACUCGGUCUCAAUUAUGUACCUAGGACCGCAUCACGGGAAUCUUCUAGUGCCUAAACACUGCCUGCUCACUCUCACCCUCGGAGACUGGGAGCUGCUGAGUCCAUAAAGCACAACAAUGAUCUCUUCUGCCAGCUGGAGCUCUCUGGUCCCCACUGAAUGGCCCUUCUUCUGCUGACCCCUCGAGGGCCCCCCCGCCCCUCCCCCAAGCCAUGGGACAAGGAAGGGCUCUCUUCCUUUACCUCCCUCCCCACUUCUGGGAACCCUGCCCAGUUCCAGCUGGCACCCCAACUUUAAGGUUCCCUUGGCCCAAAUUCUGGGGCUUUGCCCCUCCCCUAGCCCUAGAUGUUGUACCCCUGAGUUCCCCGGGGCUUAGCUCUGGCCCUCCUGGAAGAGAACAUCAAGGAGGUGCAGGGACUUUUGGGAUGCCCUCCCCAACAACCUGAUUAUCUCCACACUUCCUCCAGGCCUCUAGGUCUGAAGGAUGACAACCUGCCACUCAGGCCUGCCUUCCCCUCCCCUACUCUGCUCCCUAGAGGCAUCUGCCCAUGGCCAGAGAGCUGUAGGUGGGGAGGCCACUGUGAUGCCCUAAGUCUCAGGGGCUCGCCAUUCCCGUCAUCCAGGGCUCCACCUGUCUCCCACCAUGCACUCCAGGCAGGAUGGAGACAGAGGCUUCUAAAGAGGGGCAGCUCAGCCCUCAGUCCAGGAGGGCCCGAGGUGGUUGUCCCACACCAUGUACACUCCUCUCUCUCCAUCACUGCCCACCUUCCUGGCCCCUUCUUCGUAUAGAAUUGCUUACUCUGCCUGUUUCCCCUUCCCCCGCCUCUAGUCCUCCUGCAGCUCCAUUAUUCUCUGCUUCAGAACAGUGGCUCCUCUGGAUCACAGGGACAGAGACCCUUUAGUAAAUGCAAAUAAUGGUACUCCAGGCUACUGAGUACCAUUAUUUAGUUAGCUGGGGGCUAACUGGUAAGCCACCUAGUCUGUGUCCUGCAGGGGACUCUAGGGCACCAGGCAGCUGAAUUCCCUCAGCUCUGUUGGAUGGCAGCCCUUGCCAGCUUAUCUCAGCCCCUUCCUUGCCUCUAAGGGGGUAGGGGGUGAGGAACCAGAAUGACAGCAUAUGACAGCCUCGUGAAAAGUGGAUAGUGAGCUAAUACUCCUUCAAGACCAGAGCCAGGCAGGGAGAGAAGGGGAUCCCCCAUUCUCAGGGCCAGGGCACCUUCCUGGGCUGGAGCUGGGGAAAUCAGUUCCAAACUAAUGGGUGAAGGUAUGAUACUAAAAAGGUGGCUUGCCAAAGUCAAACUCUGAAAACAAUGACCUCGAACUGGGAUUUUAGAUUCCCUCAGUUCUGCAUAUACUAUGUAUGGCCCUUUAAAAGGGAGGUGGGGAUAGAGCAGGGAGAACUCCCCAGUGUCUGGUAAUUUUUAAUCUAACCAAGUUCACAAUCCAUAGAGAAAUCAAUUGACUGAUUCCUCUUAUUUAUUUCAAGAAUUCCAAAGCUCUUGUCUCUCCCCUCCCCACUAAAAGACUCACCAUCCCAUAAUCAUGAGGGUAUUAAAGCUCAGGGUGAAGAACACAGCCCUCAGCUUCCCUGCUGAGGUGUUGUCACUGGUACUCUGUGGCUGUGAGAACAAGGAUAACUCUGUCCACUUUCCUCCCCUACAAACAUAUAAACCCUCUCAAGGGCUGGUCCCUAGGGGUUUAUGAGAGUUUGUUUCAGAGGGAAGGUUGAGGGGGUUGGGCUGGGAGAUAUCAACCUAAAUAGAGCAAUUGGCCACUCCCAGAAACAAAGGUGUAUCUCUCACAGCUGGUCCCCUAAACCUACUACCCUCAAAUCCAGCCCUUGGCCUGUCCCUUUGAAGGCCACCUAGUGGUGCAGAGGGGAAAGGACGUGGGUGGGUGAGAAUGCCCUCCCCCUGAGUCUAGACACACAUGUGCUCCAAACCAGAAACCUGGUCUCAUCAUUCUCAUUUUGCAUGAGAAGCAUCUUCUUGGCACCAAGUUCUCCAGCCCUCAGGAUGCACUUCCUUUAGGCCCUGUCUUUCUGUCUCAGGGGUUAUUUAAUAGGUUGAUUCCAAAAUGUUUCUCAUCCCAGCCUUACUGAUAUCCAGUGUAAAACCUCUGGUGUCAGUCAGAUCAGAAAAUUCUACCGGAACCCUUACUUUAUAAAAAUGAUUCUUCUGCUUCACCAUUGGGUCUAGAAGGGAGGAGAGAUGAAGGGAGAAAAGAGAGAGAGAGAAGUCCACAAACUUGUUCCAUUUCAGUCCCUUAUUUCAAAAUCUAUAAAAUUAAGUAUUAAUCAGGACACAGAAGUAUCUCAUUUAUUCAGCCGGCCCACCCAUGUUUGCAGAACGAGCACAACCACAUUACUAGGCAAGUUCACAUCACAGGUAAGAGAGAGUUCUAGGAUUGGAACGCAGAUUUCAUGACUUCCAGCCCCACCAGGCCUUUCCCCGCAAUGGAAGUCCCCCUCCCCCAGCAAGGGAAGCAGAAAGCUCAAAGUGUUCCUCAGCUUGUUCUUUGUGCGAGUCUCCACUGAUCUGGGAUAUGCCCAGGGAAUAAACUGGGAUGUGCCCAGGUUCUCUUCUGCCCUGAAGGUUCCUGCCAGUCUCCUUGGCCUUUGAUGACAGCAAAGCCCCCACAAUCCCUCAUGCCCUUCCACCACUCCUGUCUUGUUCUUCCAGUUAACUCGACUCCGUGAGUUCAUAAGUCACAAAGGCUUUCCCAAGAAUUCUUUUAACCCCCAAACUAGGCUUGCCAGUGUCUUGGGAGAUGAGCUUUCCUUCUACUAAGGGAAGGAUUGGAACUCCUUCCCUUAAUUCAAAUUUCUCCUUCCGUUUUUCCAGUCUCCCACCCGAAAUCUCUUGUCAUAACCUCAAGUCUUUUAUGCUAGUUCAGUCUUUCCUCCCUCUCAUUUCCCUGGCCUUGCCCUCCUCCUCAACUUACCUUUCUCUGUCCCUAAUUUAUUUUCCUUGGUCUUGCUAUACUCUUCCAAUUGCAACACUUAGAGCUUUGAAUGAAAACAUUCAAAGAAAAUGACAUUCUUUAGGUCUUCUGUUUGCUUCCUUGGUUUGUCCUUCACCUCCUGCCCAUAGGAGAUGAUAUGAGAGCUGGGUAGCCAGGAGCUCUCCCAUUCUGGUCUCUGGGAUGGAAGGAAGAGAAGCUGCCCUGCCAGAGACAACACAGUUCAAAGGUCAGCUUUGGUUCCUACAGCUGGCAAGUCCCUCAACCUCCUGCCCAGCCUGCCACUAGCCCAGAGGCUCCAACUCUGGCCAAAGAUUCAUAUCAUUGAGGGCUCUCGGCCACUGUUCCACCUCACACCUGUCCUGCUUGUGUGUGUCACAGAUCUCCCUUUGUCCUAAAACACUGGAUAGCCUCAUGGCUCUCCGCAUGUGGAGAAAUAUCCAUUCCAAUAACCCUGCCACCCAACAAUCUGUUUUCUUCAGAGAUACCUUGUCUGCCACCAGCCUUUCAUCCUCAGAUUCCAUCCACAGAUAACUGUGGACUUGACCCAAGGUAUUCUGAAAGGGCUGCUGACGACCUAGACCCUUGAAAGCGUCUGCUCUGGGAAGCGUUGACAUGUUACCUCCCACAUACAUUCCUCCACCAUCUUCCCAAACCAGGGAAACGUUGCUCUGAAGUAUUUUCAAGGAAGCUUGUUGUGUUUUAAUGAAGUAUUUUUCAGGGUUCAAAUGCUAUUUUUUAUAAAUGCAGCAUUUUAAUGACAGAUUCAAUGUGAAAGAUUAGUCUUUCCGAGCUCUAGAUUUGGUUUCAGAAAGAAGCACAUGGUAGGAAGAAGAAGCACAGGGCAAGGCUCUCAGAUACACAAGUUUUGCCCUAUCUCUGUCUCCAUCUCACCAGGGGCCUGAGGAUGAGUCACAGUCUCGCUGAGUGCCUCAGUUUCCUGUAAAAUGAGGGGCUUUGACUAGAUGAGCUCUGAAGUGUCACCCAGCUUUUACAUGCUAGGGCUUUCAUUAACCAUUGACCCCGCCUCCUUUCUUCACAUUCCUUCCCCACUUUAACUGAGCUGCAUGCCUCCCAUUAAGACUGCCCCAUGGGGACAUCCUUAGAUGCCCUAGACAGCCACCAGACUCCUCACCAGAACCUGGGGUGGGCCCCAUGGUCUUGGCCACCUAGGGAUGCUCUUAUAUCUAAAGGUGUAAAAGCCUACCUAUUACAUAGGUUACAAACCAUGUGUCAUGGAAGUCCUCACACACAAGCACGCCUAAAUCAUCCAGGGUGUUGUGUCAUUGGGAAAUUCUGAAUUUGGAGUUUUCAUUUUGAUAUGUCCCUUAAAGCUGGAGGGAGGGAGUUCCAAUUUCAGAGAGGGCAUGGGCUGGAAGAGAAAGGUCCCGAGGUCAGCCUACGAAGGUGUGAAGUUUGUACGUGAGAGCAGUUGGAAAUACAUUCCAAGACACAUAGGAGAAUUCAUGGCAGAAGCUCUGCGGGGCAAUGGAUGUUGUAUCCCACUCCAGAACCUGGGUCCUGAAGACUGAGUCUGGACACUGGGCUCCAUUCCAGCUGGAGGAAGGGGAAGCAUCAGCACCUAAGCUGCCAGGAGUUGGGCCCUCACCCCAUCCUAGUACAUUUCUAGCCCCUCCUUGGGACACCACCGUCCUCCUGGUGAAAGCUUGUGAAGCAAGAAUUGAGAGUACAAGUCAGUAUCAUCAAACCCAUCCUGUAAAUCGGCAAACACAUCAACCUGCAUCAGUCAGAGAAAUGACAUUACAUGUUUCCUUAAUGUCCUCUUUCCUGAGAGAGAGGAAGACCCCUGCUCAACUGUGCUGCCCACUCCUGCUGUGACCCUUGAAUGCCACUCCAUAGGAGGACUCAUUCAUUUGCUUCAUAGUGGCAAAUAUUCCUCUAGUUCUAUAACUCAACUAGAAUUUUGUAGUAAAGAAUUCUUGAAAUUCUGUAAUAAAAAGCAAUUCUUACUGUAAUAUUUUUAGUUGGGGGACACAAUUUCCUAAGGGGGGAUCAAUGAACAUUUUUAUGCAUUAGCCCAAUUUAUGGAUUCUGUGUUUAUUAUAUGGUAGUACUGAUGAGAAGUACCUUUCUAUCUGUAACCUUUGCACAGUCUCUUCUCUCCCCACCAGUAAGCUUCAUGAUGGGCAGUGCUCUCGUAACUGCUGCUUCUGUACAAAUCUCAUCAUCCUACUUAACUGUCAAAGCACAUUCUAUAUGUACUGUAAACUGAUAUCUCUUUAGUAAGAUUUAGUCUUAAGGACUUUUCCACUUUUGUCAGUAACAUAUAUUUAUGGAUUAAAAAAUAAAGCCGUUUCAACAUAA